ACUUUUAUUAAAGACCUCAGAGGUUCUUCGCACUAUAUAAGAGAAUGUGAUUGGAAAAACCAGAUCAGUCAGUGAAAGACUUAAGAUGGUAAAGUUCGGAGUUCUUGUGCUUCUUUCAGCAAUUGCCAUCGGGCAAGGAGAAACUACGAUCGAAAGUCAGUGUCAAGUGUGUCAAGAAGAGAAUAAUGUGUAUUGUGAAUCAGAAAGCACUUUUUUACGUAUGCGCGGUGCCAUGAAACUCGGACCCUUGAGCUGUGAAGCUGAUGAGGUUUGCAGCAAUUCCGGAAAUUUGUGUAAAAAAAAAACUGAAAUCACAAAUGAAGUGCUAAACGUGUGCGGUGCCAACUGUCAGAGUUGUUCUGCGGAUCGAAAAUACACUUGUGUGUCCCGGAAUCAGGCUGCACUUUGUCUUAAUGGACAAGCAUCUUCUACUAUAAUCAUUGAUUGUGGUGAAGAUGAAGUUUGUGUGGAUGAUGACGAUGGUAAAGCAUUCCUUUGUGUUCCUAGCUGUGUUGCCGACUAUCAAAAACUUAGUGUUCCUUGCAGCAGUGCUGCUUUCACGACACCAACUCCAGCACCGCCAACAACGCCCAGCGGUGAUAAUCAGAAGAGCAUUUGCCAAGCGGCAGCAGUUAACAAGAAGACACUUUACUUCUUUACCUAUGCCGACAGCAGUUGCAGAACAUAUGUCUACUGCGAAAGGAGCAGCUCGACUAGCACAGAUUUUACAACAACUUUGAGCGGAAGUUGUUCUUCUCCGAAUCCUUAUUUCAACACUGUCAGCGGCAAAUGUCAAGCAAGUGUUCCAGACAACUGUGAAAGCGAAGCGCCCUCAACAUAAUAAAGUUGUUAAAACUUGCAUAUUCUUCAAUGUAUAAAAGUUGAAAGAGAAGUUAAGAAGUUAAGUUGGUGUUCUGUAUAGCACAAUUUGUAUUCCGGAAUUAUACCAAUAAAAGUGAUGAACAUUCAUGUGAGCGUGUAAACUAAUUAAUUUAAUGUCAGCCCUGUUGUCUUUUCCCAUUUUUAUACCCGCUACCCAUGGGGUAGAAGGGUAUUAUAACUUUGUGCCGGCAGGAAAUGUAU
Messenger RNA from Drosophila sulfurigaster albostrigata, 1083 nucleotides. RefSeq lists its product as uncharacterized. The record is from RefSeq and is a predicted model, not a curated record. Lineage: Eukaryota; Metazoa; Arthropoda; Insecta; Diptera; Drosophilidae.